AUGACAGAAGAAAGAGAAUUCAUUGUGUUAAAGGACAACAUGGAACAUCACCUGAGGUUAGACCUUCCUGAAAAUUGUUAUCUUCAUCGUGGCAAACAGACAUUCAGCUUGGAGGAGAUCUGUCUUGACCAGAGCGUGCAGAUCCCCACUGAUGCUCACUGUGGCAUCGGGAUUAUACCUGAGUCUCAGCACGGAAGUGACAUUCAGCUGUGUCCACUGAGAAGCAUCAAUAGGGGCCCAUAUGGCGCUGUUCUGGAUUCCCGUCGAAACUUUAAGGGAAACUUUCACAACAUCCAGAGCCCUGAUGUCCUGCAAAUGAAGGAGGAUGACUUUAAAUUCCUUGCAGCAAGAACCCACUUAGGUGGCACCAACCUUGACUUCCAAAUGGAACAGUACAUCUACAAAAGGAAAGGCGAUGGCAUCUACAUCAUAAAUCUGAAGAGGACCUGGGAGAAGCUUCUGUUGGCAGCUUGUGCCGUUGUUGCCAUUGAAAACCCUGCUGAUGUCAGUGACAUAUCCUCCAGGAAUACUGGCCAGAGAGCUGUGCGGAAGUUUGCUGCUGCCACUAGAGCCACUCCUGUUGCUGGCCGCCUCACUCCCAGAACAUCCACUAACCAGAUCCAGGCAGCAUUCCAGGAGCUGCACCUUCUGGUGGUUACCAAUCCCAGGGCUGACCACCAGCCUCUCACAGAGGCACAGUACGUUAACCUGCCCACCAUUGCUCUGUGUGACACAGAUUCUCCUCUGCGUUACGUGGACAUCCCAUGCAACAACAAGGGAGCUCACUCAGUGGGUUUGAUGUGGUGGAUGCUGGCCUGGGAAGUUCUCCCCAUGUGUGGCACCAUUUCCCGUGGACACCUGUGGGAGGUCACACCUGAUCUCUGCUUCUACAGAGAUCCUGAAGAGACUGAAAUGGAAGACCAGGCUGUUGCUGAGAAAGCUGUGACCAAAGAGGAAUUUCAGGGUGAAUGGACUGCUGCAGCUCCUGAGUGCACUGCUACUCAGUCUGAGGUUGCAGACUGGUCUGAAGGCCUGCAGAACUCUGUGCCUGUUCAGCAGGUCCCCACUGAAGACUGGGGUUCUCAGCCUGCCACGGAAGACUGGUCUGCAGCUCCCACUGCUCAGGCCACUGAAGAGGUAGGAACAACCACUGAGUAG
This is a messenger RNA of Lemur catta (Ring-tailed lemur), 1158 nucleotides long. RefSeq names its product 40S ribosomal protein SA-like. NCBI's taxonomy places the organism in Eukaryota, Metazoa, Chordata, Mammalia, Primates, Lemuridae. Gene Ontology annotation, molecular function: structural constituent of ribosome. The record is from RefSeq and is a predicted model, not a curated record. Gene Ontology annotation, biological process: ribosomal small subunit assembly; cytoplasmic translation. Gene Ontology annotation, cellular component: ribosome; 90S preribosome; cytosolic small ribosomal subunit.